AUGGACGGAGGUGGCCAGUGGGUGGCACUCCGAUGGUGGGCUGGUGGCUCCUUGGUGGUAGGGCGGCUGUGUCUGGGCGGCGGCCGAGCUGGGUCGCAGUUUCUGGCAGUGCAGCAAGCGGCGGGAGGUGGCUGGAGCGGUUUCUGCGGCGGCGGCGGCAAGGGCUGGGCGAGGAGCAAGGUGCUGGUAGGGAGGAAGUGCAGUGGCUGGGCAGUGGCUAGGGAGCCACGGCGGCCAAGGUUUGUACUAGCUGUGCGGAGGAGGCCGCAAGGGUGGUGGUGGUCGUUGGGACGGUGGUGGCCGCAAGGAGGUGCCGAUGGGGUUCUUGGGGCCGAGCAGAGUGGAGGAGGCCACAAGGGUGGCGCUGGCCGCAGGGAGCUACCAACGGGGGCCAGGCCGACAGGAGCUGAAGGGCCGGCGGGGGCCGAAAGCCGAGGCCGACGAGGGGCAGGGGGCCGAACUGACAGGUCUAGUCGCCAUACGGCGCCUAGACUGUCAGCCUAG
Messenger RNA from Cryptomeria japonica (Japanese cedar), 504 nucleotides. RefSeq lists its product as uncharacterized. The transcript has 2 exons. The coding region runs from base 1 to 504 and encodes 167 amino acids. The record is from RefSeq and is a predicted model, not a curated record. Lineage: Eukaryota; Viridiplantae; Streptophyta; Pinopsida; Cupressales; Cupressaceae.